AUGAAUAUUCAGUAAAAUAUAGACGAAUAAAUACAAAUAGAUUAGUAGUUUUCGCUCAAAAGUAAUGUCUUUUAACGAUUCUAAGAGCUAUUUGAUAGUCUAAGAACUCAAAAUAAAAGCGAAUAAUUCAUUCUUAUCCUUGAUAGCUACAGUACCAAGAUAUUAUCUUCAGCUUUUAAUUUGAGAGAAAUCCUUAAAUUUGGAGUUCAAUGUAUAGAAAAGCUAGAGUUAAAAAGGAAAAAAUUCUAAAAGUCUAAUGCCAUUUAUAUUAUAGAGCCUUCAUAGUAAAGCAUAGAGGCAAUAUUAAAUGACUUUAAAUCUAAAGAUAAUCCUCAUUAUGCAAAAAUAAAUAUUUUUUUUACACGAAAGCUAAGCAAAGAAUUGCUUAAGUAGUUAGCUAUUCCAUCAUUUGUUAUUAGAAUAUAAUCUAUAAAAGAGCUUUAGCAUGACUUCUUUUUCAAUGAUUAGAAUUCCUUUAGCUUAGAUAUUCCUUAAGCAUUCCCAAGACUUUAUUCUGGCAACUUUACAUUUGAAGCUUAAUUGUUGGAAGAUUUAAUUUCAUAAAAAAUGUUGACAGUUCUGCCAUCUCUACUUAAUUUUAAUGCUAUUAAUAUAAUUACAAAUAAAGAUAUCCAAACAGUAUCACACAGAUUCUCAAAUAUUUUACAUCAAAAAAUUAUUGAAUACAAAGAAAGAUUAAAAAUUGAAUAAAGUAAGUAUUUAGAUGAACUUAGUGGUAGUACAUAUAUUAUUAUUUUUGAUAGGACUGAUGAUGUUAUCACUCCUGCUAUUCAUGAUUUAUAUUACGAGUCUAUGAUUCAUGACUUGCUAGAGAUAGAUCCUUUAAAUUUUAACUAUUAGUAUGAAAUUCAAACAAAAUAAAAUCAAUUAAACUAAACUGAAAUUGGAAAAAAUUAGAAAGAUUAAAAUGAGUUAAAUCAAAAUUAGGAUACAAAGGGUAACAAUCUUUAAGACUUGAAAUAAGUUGAAUCGACUUAAGCAAACCAAAAUAAAGUACGCAAAUAGGUUAUUAGCAACUAUUAAGAUGAAAUAUUUGAAAAAUGUAGAUACAAAACAAUUUCUGAUGGUUUAAAAGAUAUAGGUGAAGAACUCCAAGAUUUUGCUAAAAAGCAUUAAAACAUUAAGAAUAAUAAAAUAGAUAUAGAAAGCUAGUAUUUAUAAAAUGCAGAAAAUAUUUUAAGUUAGCUACCUUUGUAUGAAGAAAAAUAUUAGAAACUUAGUAUGCAUAUGGAUAUUAUAGGAAAAUGUUUCAAGAUUUUUCAAAAAAAAAACUUAUAAGACGUUGCUGAAGUAGAGCAAUAGCUAGCUACAGGAGUUGACACCGAAGGACAUAAAAUAAAACCUAAAAAGAUUAAGCAAAAGCUCCUAGAAAUGAUUCAAUCUGAAUAAUUAAGUCAUGAUGUCAAGUUGAGAUUAACUAUUAUAGCUCUUUUAAACUUAAAUUAUGAUUUUAAAGCUAAACAUUAGCUAAUCUAAAGUUUCAGCUAAGAAGAAUAAAUUUUAUUUUGGAAUUUGCAUUGGAUAGAUAAAAAACUAAAUAAUAUUGUUGAAAUUGAUAAGUUAAAACAAAGUGAGAGACUCAUAAAGUAUACAAAAGCCAAAGUAAAAAACUUCAAACCAGGUGUUGAUGUGGAAUUUUGUCGUCAUACACCAGAACUUGCAUUAAAGAUCGAAGAUAUUUUAGAAAUUUUACUAAAAUAAAAUGCAAACGACCAUACUAAUUUACUUUAAAAACAUGGAUAUGAUCUGUAAAUUAUAGAAUAAUCUCAGCAGCUACAGUUGCAAUAAUAAAAAUUAUCUUCCUAGCAGAGUCCUACAAAAUAUUAGGUUAAUAUAGAAAUGCAAAAGCUAAUCAGAGAUAAAUAAAAUUCAACUGAUGUAAAAGAUGUUAGCUAUUAUAAGAGCUAAAAUAAAUUUAUAAUAUUCAUUUUAGGCGGAAUAACUUAUGCAGAAAUAAGAGCAAUAAGACAACUUGAUUCAGUACUUAAAAACAACCUUAGAAUUAUUUUAGGAUCAACUCAUAUCCUAACUCCUUAAUUAUAUAUUGAGGGUAUUUAAGCAAUGCCAAAAUACUAAUAAUGA
This is a messenger RNA of Tetrahymena thermophila SB210, 2103 nucleotides long. Its product is annotated as Sec1 family protein. The transcript has a single exon. Gene Ontology annotation, biological process: intracellular protein transport; vesicle-mediated transport. Lineage: Eukaryota; Ciliophora; Oligohymenophorea; Hymenostomatida; Tetrahymenidae. Gene Ontology annotation, molecular function: syntaxin binding. The record is from RefSeq and is a predicted model, not a curated record. Gene Ontology annotation, cellular component: secretory granule; plasma membrane.